Kluyveromyces lactis is the source of this 3102-nucleotide messenger RNA. RefSeq names its product DNA-dependent ATPase RAD26 (gene RAD26). Bases 1 to 3102 code for a protein of 1033 amino acids. Gene Ontology annotation, molecular function: ATP-dependent chromatin remodeler activity; ATP binding. NCBI's taxonomy places the organism in Eukaryota, Fungi, Ascomycota, Saccharomycetes, Saccharomycetales, Saccharomycetaceae. Gene Ontology annotation, cellular component: nucleus. The transcript has a single exon. Gene Ontology annotation, biological process: transcription-coupled nucleotide-excision repair. The record is from RefSeq and is a predicted model, not a curated record.
AUGAGCGGUGACAAUUUAGGUGGGUUGAAGGUUCAAAUGAUGUCUCAGACAUCAUUAGAACAAGAAAUAGAGAAUAAUGCUAAUAAUAUGAUUAGUAAACAGACAUUGGAGCAAGAAGAAAAGCUUCUAGAGAGGUACACAAACAAGCGGGAUAUCCUUCGACAGAAACGGGACAGCUUGUUAAGUAAACGUUACAACGCCAGUAGGAUUAGUGUUCGUGCUAAGUUGAAAGAGCAGAUUGAAGAUGUCGAGAAUUAUGAAUUAAAACCCUUAGAGCAGGAUAUUGCUGAAAUCAAAGAAAGAAUUAAAGGUUUGAAAGAGACUAAUGAGGCCGAUACGACUACAAAAUCUACAGAGAGACAACCUGGUGAGUCGGAAAGAGAUUUCUUGUUGAGGACCGGUAAAAUCACAGGGUUCGGAAAUAGUGUGAAUUUUAAGGUAGAAGACGAAGAAGAAUCUAAAUCAAUCUUACUAGCUGAACGACAAAUGUUAAAGAACAUUGACGAGGAAGAAGAUCAAAGUGAAGACGAGGCUGAUUUUAUAAGUGAUUCAGAAGAACUUUUAAACGAAUCAGCUGGGAAACUCGAUGUAAUUCGUAAACCUGCAGAGGCUAUUGAUGACGGUGACGAGCAUCAUUAUCAACAAAGAUUAAAGAAGUGGGUAGCCAAUAGAAGUAAAGAUCGCGAUUACGAUAACCAACCGGAUAUUCCAGAAUGGUUGAAACCACAUCCAAAAAUUUCAGACGCCAAUAUCAGUGAAGAUUUCAUGGUACCUGGUGAUAUAUUCCCUUUGCUAUUUCCCUAUCAAAAAACAUGUGUGCAAUGGCUAUGUGAGCUUUAUCAACAAGGAUGCGGUGGCAUAAUAGGAGAUGAGAUGGGACUAGGUAAAACGAUUCAAAUUAUUGCAUUUCUUGCCACUUUGCACCACUCCCGAAAAUUGAAUGGCCCUGUACUUGUCGUUUGUCCCGCAACUGUGAUGAAACAAUGGUGUAACGAAUUCCAUACUUGGUGGCCACCUUUUAGAGCUGUAAUUCUACAUUCAAUUGGUGCCGGUAUGAAUAAAGGUACACAGAUUCCAGAAGAGGAACUAGAGAAGAUGUUGAUGACUUCAAAUUACGGAACGUUUACAUAUAAUGACUAUGAGAAAAAAGAGAAAACGCGGACUUCACUUGAAUCGAGAAAAAGUGUCAAAAAGCUUUUAGAAAAAGUGAUCACGGAUGGUCACAUUAUUAUAACGACGUAUGUUGGUUUAAGAUUACAUUCUGAAGCGCUACUGAAUGUAAGGUGGGGUUAUGCUAUUUUGGAUGAAGGACAUAAGAUUCGUAAUCCUGAUUCAGAUAUCUCUUUGACAUGCAAGCAGCUAAAGACACAGAACAGAAUUAUUCUUUCAGGGACACCAAUUCAGAACAACUUGACAGAAUUAUGGUCCCUUUUCGAUUUCGUCUAUCCAGGAAAACUUGGGACUCUUCCUGUAUUCCAACAACAGUUUGCUAAUCCUAUCAACAUGGGUGGCUAUGCCAACGCUUCAAAUAUACAAGUGAAAACUGGUUAUAAGUGCGCUGUUGCUCUCAGAGAUUUGAUUUCCCCUUAUUUAUUAAGAAGAGUAAAGAGUGAUGUUGCUAAGGACUUACCAAAGAAAAAUGAAAUGGUUCUUUUCUGCAAGCUAACACAGUACCAAAAAUCGAAGUACUUAGAAUUCCUCCACUCUGACGAGCUCAUGAAAAUAAGGAAAGGGAAAAGGCAGGUUCUAUAUGGUAUUGAUAUAUUAAGAAAAAUCUGUAACCACCCGGACUUAUUGGAUUUAAAACGAAAGAAAAUGAACGAUUAUGAAGACGCGGAUUACGGCAAUCCAGCAAGAUCAGGCAAAAUGCAAGUAGUAAAGCAGUUGUUACUACUAUGGCAUUCACAGGGUCACAAAACUCUUCUAUUCACUCAAUCCCGACAAAUGUUGGAUAUUCUACAAGAAUUCAUCAGUUACAAAGACCCUGAACUAUCAGAUCUUAAAUUUUUAAGGAUGGAUGGUACGACUAACAUCGGAUCUCGUCAAUCAUUGGUGGAUAAAUUCAACAACGAACCUUAUGACGUAUUCUUACUUACAACAAGAGUAGGCGGACUCGGUAUUAAUUUAACAGGGGCAAAUAGGAUUAUAAUUUUUGAUCCGGACUGGAAUCCAUCUACUGAUAUGCAAGCCAGAGAACGUGCGUGGAGGAUCGGUCAAAAGAGGGAGGUCACUAUUUAUAGAUUAAUGAUUGCAGGCAGUAUUGAGGAGAAGAUUUAUCACAGACAGAUCUUUAAGCAGUUUUUAUCAAAUAAAAUCUUGAAAGAUCCCAAACAAAAGCGUUUUUUCAAAAUGAAUGAUUUACACGAUCUAUUCACUCUAGGAGGAGAUAAUGGAUAUGAAACAGAAGAAUUCAAUCAAGAAAUUGUUAAACAAACGGGUAAUAUAAAGCAGAACAAGACUUCGGAGACGGACGAUUUUGAUAAACUUUCGCAGAUUUCGGGUGUUCACAAAUUGGAGGGAUUUUUCAACUCUAAAGAACAAGAUGAGAAGCAGAGCACCGAAGACGACAGAAUCAUGGGUAGCUUAUUUUCUUCAGCAAAUAGCGUUGAUACUAACGAGAGAGAUGAUAUCAUUGGGGCAGAAGCUACUCGUAACGUCAAAUCUGCACUUGAUGCAUUAAAAAACUCACGGAAACAAACUAAAAGGUUUGAUGUUGGCACUCCGACUUGGACUGGUAAAUUCGGUAGGGCAGGUAAAAUAAGAAAGAGUAGGACUGCAUUAUCUACAAAUGACAGCAAGUUUGCAAGAAAAUUGAACCGGGAUACGUUAGAGCGGGAGAAAAUUAAAAGAGAGGACAUUCAAUCAGAUGCUACACAGAAGGACGAGAAGAGCGCCGAGGUACUCAAAGCGUCCAUUGAAAAAUAUCUAUCUCAGUCACCAGGGUUUGCGAGCAAAUCAGCAGAUCUAGUGAUUAGAGUCGGAUUACAGCUAACAAACUCAACCGACGUAGAACGUGUUCGGAAAAUCUUAAAAGAUGUCGCAGUAUUUGAUAAGUUAAAGAAAGUUUGGGUACUUAAAUCAGCUAAUAGAGAUACCGAUUAA